This is a messenger RNA of Aegilops tauschii subsp. strangulata, 1044 nucleotides long. The record is from RefSeq and is a predicted model, not a curated record. NCBI's taxonomy places the organism in Eukaryota, Viridiplantae, Streptophyta, Magnoliopsida, Poales, Poaceae.
AUGGCGCCCAAGAACAAGAACAAGGGGGCGCUCCAGGGGAGUGAGGAGGUGGAGGAUGCACUGGUGAUGAAGCUCUGCCCCCCGUUCUCGGGUUUCUUCAUCGCCAUCAUGUACACCUUCGACCUCCAUCUUCUGGAUUUGACGCCGUACACCGUGGCGUGUAUGGCCAUCUUUGCUCACCUCUGUGAGAACUUUGCCGGGCUCAAGAUAGACAAACCUGGCAAGGCUAGCAAGAAAAAGGCUGGCAAGAAAAAGGCCGACAAGGCCGAGGAGGUCGACAAGCCGUUCAAGUUGCCGGCGGCCGUGGUCCCUAUGUGCAACAACUCCGCCCAGACCUCCAUUAUCGCCAUGAUGCCGGUGUUUGAUGCCCAUGGCCUCGACCAGACCUGGGCCGAGCCGGACGCGGCGCGAGUGCAGGAGUUCUUCAAUAGUUUGUCGGAGCGGCCUAUCUGUGAGGAGAAGCAGCUCGUCCACGACACCACCGAUGAGGAGGUGGCGUAUAUCGCCAACAUGGCGGAGGAGGCGGCUCUUGCCGAAGCGGCCAGCAGCGCUGGCUUCCAGGAAAGCGAGGCCGGGGCUGAAGAAGACUUUGCCGAGCAAGUGGAGUCCACCGGGGAGCGCAGCGGCACUGCCACCGGGGGCCCUUCUGCCGAGGAGGCGGACAAAGAGGCAGCCGACGACACGGAUGAAGAGGAGUCACCCGAGGAGCCCCCGGUUCAGGGGAGGAGGAAGCGUGUCCUCCGGCAGUCUGGCUCUAGCGAGCCAGUGCGGCGAGCCUCUUCGCCCAAAGAGGUCCCCGUCAAGAAGGCAACCGGCAAGGCCGCACCGCGGCAAGGGGGCCAGACACAACCCGUGCGUCAUACGAGGCGCACGACCGCGGCGGCAGAGGGAGCAGCGGCCGCUGCUUCUGCUGCGGCCAAGCGACGCAGGUCUCCGUCCCCACCCCUCCGCACGGACACCAUACCAGAGGCCGAUUAUGACCUCUCUGGCAUGAGCCCGAACAGGAGGGGGCCAGAGGAAGAGGACGAAGAAAGGGAUGAGUGA